AAAGCCCCGAGGCCCGCCCUCCGAGAGACUUCCGCUUCCGGUUGCGCCGGACCCGAGCGGCCGUCAGGAUGAUCGGGGACAUCCUGCUGUUCGGGACGCUGCUGAUGAACGCGGGCGCCGUGCUCAACUUCAAGCUGAAGAAGAAGGACACGCAGGGCUUCGGGGAAGAGGAGUCUCGGGAGCCCAGCACAGGUGACAACGUGCGGGAGUUCCUGCUCAGCCUGCGCUACUUCCGCAUCUUCAUCGCGCUCUGGAACGUCUUCAUGAUGCUCUGCAUGGUCCUGCUCUUUGGCUCCUGAGUGGCAGCUGUGACCAAGAGGCCACGUCUCCACCCUCACCAGCACCUUGGAGGAUGCACCGGUGACCCUCCCAGAAGGCCACGUGCGGGGGAUGCUGUGCAGGCCUGGGGCCCUGCGGCUUCUAGAAGCUUCUAUCGCAGUGGCGCGCCCCCCCCACACACACACACACUUUCCCUGGACGCACACUAGGAAGCUCUCCCGCCCCUGCUUGGCUCUGAGACUCACGGUCUGUGGGAUUUUCUCGAACCCACCGCCGGCCUGUCCCCACGUCCCCACGAGAGGGCCAGCUGAGCUUUGAGGAUGUCUGUCACCCUGUGGUCCCCUGGUGAAGAACGUGGCUCUGGGGACCCGUCAGAGGACACCAGUCUCCCUACCGGCCCCCCUGAAGAGCUCCGAACCCCAGCCCCACAUGGGAGGACCCCCGGCCCUGAGGGGAGCUCUGCGGCCCAGUGUGUGCCCGCCUCUGAAUGAGAAAGCUGGGAGGCGUGCAGUCAGCCCGCUCCGAGGAAAGAGAACAAAUAAAUACGGCUGUGCUCA
This is a messenger RNA of Erinaceus europaeus (western European hedgehog), 836 nucleotides long. RefSeq names its product small integral membrane protein 7 (gene SMIM7). The coding region runs from base 69 to 299 and encodes 76 amino acids. Lineage: Eukaryota; Metazoa; Chordata; Mammalia; Eulipotyphla; Erinaceidae. The transcript is spliced from 5 exons. The record is from RefSeq and is a predicted model, not a curated record.